AUGCAUCGAAUCCCUAUACAGUUUCGACUCCGCCAAUCCACAUAUACUCGAUACAUCAGGACACUCACACGACACAGAUCUCUAUAUAAUGCAGAAUUGGCACUAGAACCUACGAGAAUACACGAAAAGGAUGCUAGGCUGAUUUCUGGCCAAGAAGCUGGGGGUGGGCCGAGACAGCAUAAUCUUCAACAAGAGACUGCACAGUGGCCGCCAAAAUCCGAAUUACCCUUCCCGCUGGGCAUUCGCCUGCGUGGAAGCAAAAAAGAUACCCCCUCGGGCCAGAAGUCUGAUUUGGAAGCCAUAUACUUUUGGGAGUGUCACAUUUUAUCGAGCCGUCAGGAUCGCGGAGACCAAGGAACAUGGGAGACGCUUCUGGAGCUCCGGGACAGAGAUCAAUCUUAUCUCUUAACCAAAACUGGAGCUUUUUUUCUGCGUGAUAACAUCUUGGAGGCAGCGUUGGCAAACUCUGACCGGAUGGAAGAGCUUUUCAAGGUCGCAGGACAACUGCUAGAAACUCACGACUUCAAUUGGCCUGAACUAUACCUGAAAGUGAUUCAUUUCUAUUUAGCUCACGCUGAUUAUGAGAAUGCAUUGGCCUGGCAUUUCAAACUCAUGCCCUUGUUCCGUCCUGAGUUGGAUAGCUUCGGUGCUCUGCUGGCAAGUUGUGCCAUCGACUUCACUCCCAAGCUCCAGAGUACUUUGACCAAGAUAUACGUUUUCAGUCCAUACCGUGAGUUGUACGACUAUGUUGUGCCGGCUCUCUUUGAAAGUGGCCAGUCACAUGCCGCGCGUGUCUGGAGAAAAAGGUUCAAUCUUUUCAAUGACCAUCCCAAUUCACCCAAGUCCAUUCCUUUCUUGGAUUUCUUUUCUCGCUAUUUUCCCGCAAUCCAGCUCACGAAGGAAGAGCUGGCGGUACUCAAUGGAGACACCAGCAUUGGUGAUGGCGUUCGUACCGAUGUACAAAAGGAUACCCAGUUGGAAACAAACAGUAGUUUUUUCAGCGACAGGUUUACAGCACGAUGGUUGGCCAGCUCUUGGACUUCUCCAGAGUUUGCGAUCAACCUGAUGCAUAAGAUUGGCCUCCGCACAAUUAGCUAUCAUUCGCUGCAAUCCAUUGCGCUGAGAGAAGAUGACGCUCGCGGAGUUGCUGAUCGGCUGACACAGCUCCGAAAGUUAGGGAUCGGAAUAAGAUCUGGAGCCUAUUGCGAUGCAAUCAUCUCCUUCGCGGAACGAGGUGAGGACGACUUGCUCAGAACCCUUCUACACUGCGAUAUACACCCAGAAGAGUUUGGGAAUCCGGAGACGCGGUCAAUGCUACUUGCAUCUUCCGCUCAACGACAAGAUUGGGGAUUGGAGCGAUUACUCCAAGAGGUUGAAGGCGUGACAGCUACUCCAGGGCCAAGUAAGGACAGCAUCAUAUACAAGGAUCUCAAUAAGCACCUGAGUAUGGCCCUGUCCAUGAAGCGUUUUGCGAAAGUCAGAAAUGUUGUCGAUAAGAUGGAAAGCUUGGAUGUAAGCAUGGAGCGGGAGAACUCGAAAGCACUCCUAAACCAUAUCUUCGAAGAUAUAGGUUACCAUCCAAAGCUCAACAGACCACAGCUGCUUGACCGAGCUAUUCACCUCUCGUUGAGAGUGGCACGACAUGGGGUUGCCGUUCCUGUUCGAUACUGGCAGAUAUUGCUCUAUAACCUCGGACGCCUGGGACGCUUCAAUGAUCUAGAAGGCCUAAGUUAUGGGAUAUGUGAACUCUAUAGGCCUGAGCCAGGGGGGUUGAUACCCGUGCAUCGGCAGGACCAGCCACCCAACCCUAAUAUAAAAGCCGAAGAGUUGGACAGUGAGUCAGAGACCUGGUCUGAAUACUAUUCCUUCGCCGAUGGGAAGAAGAAAAGGAGCCAUUUUAAGGAGGAGUUCUGGAGAGCCGAAAUAGGCCCAUGCCAUAACGAGACAAAUCCAAAGCAGAAACAUCACAAACGUUCGAAGAAUCGAAACGAUCCCAACCACGAACUCCGCAUACCAGCAGAUCUGCCAUUCACGAACAGACAGCACCCCAUACAGAAGAUUUUCGAUGUCAGUCUACAGCGCUCCAUCAUUCGAUGGGGCUUUGAUCAGAACUUGGCGCAACGGCCUAUCCCACCUUCUCUCGUAAAUGUCAAGCCAGUGGGCAUCGCAGACUUUGACUUGGCUUGUGGUGUUCGCUUGCUGGCUGUGCUGAGAGACAAGGGCGUCUACGUUGAUCCCCAAAUAGUGCGAAGUACAGUGAUAUAUCGUCUCGCGGUGGCUCAAUUGCCCAUGAGACCCAGGGCUAGGGAGAGAGAUGAUAGAGAGCUCUCUCCAGCGAACAUGAAGCAACUGGUGGAAGGCGCCUGGGGCUCUCAGAUUCUCCCCAGUGAGGCGCAAUUGGCGUCGGAGAUCGAGAAGCAAAAACCUAAGUUAUGGAAGAGCUAUCCUAGGCUUUUUGAAAAAAGUUAUGAUAACGAUGAUUGCAUUUCUUCUGAACCACACGCCACGAGUACCAAAGAGAAAGGCUGGUUCUAA
Molecule: messenger RNA, 2535 nt
Organism: Fusarium tjaetaba
Lineage: Eukaryota; Fungi; Ascomycota; Sordariomycetes; Hypocreales; Nectriaceae
Product: pentatricopeptide repeat domain protein
Exons: 1
Coding region: 1-2535 (844 amino acids)
Source: RefSeq, a predicted model, not a curated record